AGUCGUGUUUUGGAUUCCGAUUGCGGCAAGUGCGAUUCGCCGCGGAGAAGCAAAUAAAAUUAAGUGCCUAUACUUAAUUGUUGACAAUCGAUUGAGAGUUAGAGUCGUGAAUUCAUUUAGUCGUGUUUGCAUAUUGUAACAUCGCAUAAUGGGUGUCACCUGUGUAAUUGACUUCGAUAACAAUCCCUAUGGCACAUACUUUGCUGGCCAAGUGGUAACCGGCAAAGUUACAUUGAAAUUGGACAAAUUGAAACUGGCUAAAGCUGUUACUUUAAACAUUAAUGGAUUUGCUGAAACACAUUGGACAGAAUCAAGGGGCACUGGUAAAGAUAGAACUACCGAUACAUAUCGAGGACGGGAGGACUACAUAGCAUCCCAGACUUACCUAGUGGGUUCUAAUUUUAGUACGGAAGUUUCCCUUGAACCCGGUGUCCACGUCUAUAACUUUACUUGUCAGAUUCCCGCCACUUGUCCCUCUUCCAUAGAGGGACACUUUGGCAGAAUUCGCUAUAUGACAAAAGUGUCUAUUGUGCGGCCGUGGAAAUUUGAUCAAUCUUACACACGUUGCUUUACGGUACUCAAAAUGAUGGAUUUGAACUACGACAGUCCACUACUAAGGGUACCCGCUCAUUGCGAGAGCCUUAAGACCUAUUGCUGUUGGCCAUGUACAUCGGAUCCGCUACAACUGCAAUUGACGCUGCCUCAGACUGGCUUCGUGCCUGGUCAGAUUUGCAUUGUGGACAUGCUGGUCACUAACGACAGUCACAUACGUGUGGAGCAGCUGCAGAUCAGUCUGGUAAUGAUGGUUACUUACCAUGCCUCACAUUUCGCGAGAACCUCCUCCAAAAAUGAGCGAAUUGUCGUGACCAAGCUAAUGGGUGACCCUGUUCCUAAUCAUUGCAAGAAACAAUUUAAAUACUCUCUCCGUCUGCCCGCCACGCCACCAACUUGCUUUAACCUAUGCCGCAUUAUUCAAAUUGCAUAUCAAGUUGAGGUGGAGGCCAAGGUCAAGGGCUUUCAUAGGAAUGAGGUUGUGAAAGUACCUUUGACUAUUGGCAGUGUGCCGUUGACCGAGCACCUUCAGAUGCAGCCAAGAAAUCUGCAAAGUUAUCCAGCUCAAACUCUGGAUGUGGCAGGACUGGAAUAUUCUUCAGAGAUAGCCACAGCGCCUCCUGGCUCUCCAGGCAUUCCACCCCCUAACUACGAGGAAGCUGUGCAUAUGCGUUCUACUUUGGGUGGCAAGACCAAUGACGAGUUUGAAGGAAGUGCACCGCCAAAUACUAUUAGCUUGGAUGGCUCCGAUUUUAGCCCACGCUAUCCCAUAUUUAAUAUUCCGACAGCACCUAUGGAUGUCACGGACAAUAAUAAUGAAAACUUUAACAGCGACUCAAAUGCAAACAAGGGAACUUGGCUUUGACCAUGGAAUCGCAUUGGACUGCAAAAUACAGGAUACAAUAUAAAACCUAAGGUUGCCUAGUCGUUAUUGAGAUCGGAUUUACAGCUAAAAUAACCAGAAAAGUACAGAUAUCUGGAAUUGCCAUCAGUGUUAAACAGAAUUAGCACUUUCAA
Molecule: messenger RNA, 1569 nt
Organism: Drosophila nasuta
Lineage: Eukaryota; Metazoa; Arthropoda; Insecta; Diptera; Drosophilidae
Product: arrestin domain-containing protein 2-like
Exons: 5
Coding region: 149-1417 (422 amino acids)
Biological process (GO): protein transport
Cellular component (GO): cytoplasm
Source: RefSeq, a predicted model, not a curated record